Molecule: messenger RNA, 1158 nt
Organism: Camelina sativa (false flax)
Lineage: Eukaryota; Viridiplantae; Streptophyta; Magnoliopsida; Brassicales; Brassicaceae
Source: RefSeq, a predicted model, not a curated record
AUGGACGAACAAGAAGAGAAGCAGAGAACAACACAAUCUUCAUCUAUAUCGAAGACAAGAUCCUCACAUCGUAAUCACAAAUCUCAGUCAGUUGCUAACUCGAUUCCUCUCCACAUAACCGUCGAGAUACUCUUAAGACUUCCUGCGAAAUCAAUCGUGAGAUGUCGCUCUGUCUGUAAGCUAUGGUCGUUCAUCACCACCACACCAGAGUUCAUCAAUGCUCGGUCCAAGAAGACAUCACCACCGAGUGUGCUACUAGUCUUCCGAAAACACGACAAGCUGAUCGUUUUCUCGUCUCCGCAACACAAGGAUACUUAUUCUCAUGUGGAAGAUUGUCAAAUCACAACCCCAAAGAUUGGUUUCGUCCGUCGUUUUGAUUCUGUUCACGGUUUGAUUUGCUUAGAAGGUUCUAAAAGGCUCGAGAUUUGGAACCCUACCAUGAAACAAUUCUUCACUUUACCUGAACCUCAAGGCACCGGAGACGGAUACUACGUAGGAGGGUUUUUAGGGUAUGAACCGAUUGAAGGGAAAUACAAAGCACUGUGCAUUGUCAGAGGAUGCAACACUCAAGUUCUUACAUUAGGAGCUCGAGAAUCAUGGAGAGUAAUAACCAAAGGCAGCCCUAUCCACUGGCCUGCUAAAGACAGUGGGAGAUGCAUUAAUGGAGUUAUCUACUAUAAAGCUAUUUGCAUGCCUUAUAGGCAUGCUUUAGUGAGCUUUGAUCUGAGGUCUGAAAGUUUCGGUUUGAUCGAGUUUCCCAUGCGUGAUUACGUUCGUUUUCUCAUGGUAUCUUAUGAGGGAAGGUUGGCUUUGAUAAGUUCCAUUGGCUCUGUUGUUGAAGUAUGGAGUUUGGAGGAUGCAGAGAAUGGAAAAUAUUGGUCGUGUAAACAGUUUCUUUUCAGUCUUCCUGCUAACAAAAGAUUCAAGUCUUUGGAUCUGAAGGGUGUUACUGAUGCUGGUGAGCUUAUUUAUACGGGAAUGAGUUUGAAUGGAUCGUUCUGUGUUGUGUAUUUUGAUCCGAAGAAAGACAGUAUAAGAGAAACUAAGUUUGCUGGAAUUUCAGGUAACGAGAUUUGGCAACCUGAUAGACUUGGAUUUGAUCUUGUCAAUGACUUGUAUGUUUUACCAAAUCACAUUGAGAGUUUCAUCUCAUUGUAA